UCCUCUCGACCCGGCUCUGCAGGCUCCUCCCCCGGCCUCGGGCCGGUGCAGCCCCCCGCGGUGAGUCCGCUGCUCCGGUUCCUCCCCGCCGGUCAUCGAGGAGCGACCGCGCCUGUGGACCAGAGGAUCCCGGCGGAUCCCGGCGGACAGAAAGAGAUGGUUUCAUCCAUGAAGAGAUCCCAGCAGGUCCAGUGACGAGUAGAACAUGACUCAGAGGAAUGGAACCGGAGGGAAGAGCGAUCACCUCCUUCACCCGGAGUCCGCCGGUGCGUGUGCGAAGGCCGAAGGCCCGGAGGACGAGAAGGUCCAGGAGGCCUGGUACUGUGAGUCCGAGGCGGGGGGGCCUGGAGGAGAGCGCAGGGACUCUGUGGCUGUGACGGCGGAGGUCAUAGCUCCAGAUGGCGGCUGGGGAUGGGUGGUGCUGGUUGCCACCAUCAUGGUCCUGGCUCUGACCCUGGGCUUCCCCACCUGUGUGGGGAUCUUCUACACUGACCUGCAGAAUGAUUUCCACGCCUCCAACAGCGAAACGUCCUGGGUGCCCUCCAUCAUGACGUCAGUGCUUCAUGCAGGAGGACCCUUCUGCAGCGUGCUGGUGGGCAGACUGGGAUGCCGAGCCACAGUCAUGCUGGGCGGAGUCCUGAGUGGGCUCGGGAUCGCCGCCAGCUCGUUCACCCAGUCCAUCGGCGAGCUCUACCUCACGGCCGGGGUCAUCACAGGACUUGGUUUCUGCUUCAGCUUCCAACCAGCUGUGACAAUCCUGGGACACUACUUUGUGCGCCGUCGUGCGUUUGCCAACGCCAUGUCCUCCACGGGCACGGCCCUGGGCAUGUGCACUCUGCCCCUCCUGGCUAACUACCUCCACUCUGAGCUGGGCUGGAGAGGAAGCUUCCUGGUUCUGGGGGCCGUCCUGCUCAAUUGCUGUGUGUGCGGAGCAGUGAUGAGGCCGCUCCAGCCGCCCACGCGCCAAGGCCCGCCCCUGAUGAGCCAGGGACCCCCUCCACCAGAGGAGGACAUUGUGAAGUUGGAGACUGGGUGGAUAAGGACAAUAUGGAACUACCUGCUGGCUUCCAUGAACAAACACAUGGCAUUUGGUCAGUUAUGCAACAACCCGCGUUACCGUGCGUACGCCAUCGGCAUCACCUGGAUGAUGCUGGGGUUUGUGGUGCCCUUGGUGUAUCUGGUCCCCUACGCCACAGCAAACAACAUAGAGCAGAGCCAGGCCGCGCUGCUGCUUACCAUCAUGGGCGUUGUCAACAUCGUAGUGCGCCCGCCCUUUGGCGUUGUUGCCAACAUGCCCUGGUUCAAAGGGCGCCACAUUUAUGUAUUUGCCUCGGCUUUGCUGAUCAACGGGCUCAGUAACAGUAUCUGCUGCAUCGGGCCCAGCUUCACUGUGCUGCUGUGGUACGUGAUCGUCUACGGCCUGUCCAUGAGUGUGGUGGGCUCCCUCAUGUUCACCGUGCUCAUGGAUACCGUGGAGAUGAGCUGCUUCCCCUCUGCCCUCGGCCUGCUCGCCAUCAUGGAGAGCGUCACACUGCUCAUCGGGCCUCCACUGGCAGGAAUCCUGAUUGACAGAACGGGCGAGUACUACCACGUCUUCUUUACCUGCAGUGCCGUCGUUUCCUCGGCCGCCGUGUUCCUCAUGGUGUCGUUUUACUGGCUGGAUAAGAAGGAGAGGAACGAGCCGAAGCCGAGUCAACCGUCCCCCCCGCCCGACCCCCCGAGGCCGGCAGGCGACGUAGCUCCGCGCUGUCAGUACAGCAGCGUGCCCACAGAGGGCUAACGGGGCCGAGUGAGUCACCGGCGUCCGAACCUGCUCUCAGCGUGAGUCGCCCUCGUCCCGCGUCACGCUCCGGCUCCGACAGGUUCGCAAAUAGCUCCUGAUGUUUGGCAGAUGGUGCAAUGUUUACUUUCCGCGGUUGAAAGGCUGCCCAGCCGAGCCCCGGCCGUCUGAUACGCCAUAAAAGUAAAGACAAAUACUAGGACUUGUUUGACCAAGGUUUGAUCCUGCAUACCAAAAUGAACAGAUGUGCACUUACAGCCACAAUGUGAUUGUACUGCUAAUUGUAAAAUGCUGCUGCUCUCAUCCACACGAUCACACAACAACUAUCACAGAGGAGGUGUCUGACUUUAUCAAGCCUGAAGAAAUCCUGUUUCCAGAUGUUUUCAAUGGGUGUUUAGCAUGUGACCUGAGAGGAUUCAAUAAUUAUAUUGUGAUAUUCAACAUCUGGUCCUAUAUUCUAAAAGGUUAAGCAGUGAAAUCAAGGUGGUGAAAAUACAAAGGAAUAAAUUAUCAAGGAAAAGGCUGGUUUUAUUAUUUUGUGUUUUUCUUAUAGUCAAAGAAAACAUCCCCCAAAGUCUCAGAUCCUAGUAGUACUACAUACUACUAAACUACAUAGUAGUUGGAAGGUGAUGAUCCGUCCGUCCCGUCGUCCAACAGGAAAUCUCAAAAACUUUCUUCAAAUUUCUUAGAAACAUUGGAAUCAACUAAAGGAUCAACUGACCAGAUUUUGGAGGUUGAAGAUCAAAUGUCAAGGUCACAGUGACCUCAUGUGAAUCUGGAAUCUUAUUUUAUUUGAUAUGAGUCAAGCUGCUUGUUCUUGAGAACAUGAUAUAUCAAGAACACGUUUCCUUAAGAACGUAUCAAGAUAAUUGUUUCAAAUUUGGCACAAAUGUUCACAUAGACAUAUGAAUCCAUUAGAUUCCUGUGGUCAAAGGUCACAAUGACCUUGCUUAAUUACAGGAGCAGAUAGUGCUUUUGUUUGAGACUCUUUUUAGCAGCGGAUUAAUACACAUUUGGCUCGAUGGGGAUAUGGGGACAUAGGACAGUGUGUGUGUGUGUGUGUGUGUGACUGAGGUAAAAUAUAUUACUGUGUGUGUGUGUGCGUGUGUGUGUGUGUGUGCGUGUGUGGGCGGUGAUUAAAGAAAAUGUCACCAAGUGCAACUGUGUGAAUUAUUUAGUUUCAGUACCACAGUGUGUCUGUGGCUCAGAGGAAUAUUGAUCCACAGACACACUGAGUUUUUUCGAAGGAUCUUUGAAAAUAAUAAAAAUCUCAAUGUAAAAUAAAACCAGUCUUCUUUUUAAUGUGAGUAGUAAUGUCAGUAGCUGAAGGACUGUUACAGUCAGAGUUGAUCCAGGUAUGAAAAUGAGGGUUGCUUGUUGUCCUGGUCUUUUCCCACAUCUUCUUAAAGCUUUAUUAAUUAAAUGUCCUCGUGGAGACAUUGAACAGCCUAACGGAUAUUACACCAUGUGAAAGAUUUGUUUCAGAUCUUUGAAGGAUCUUAGCAAAGAUUCUGUUGGUCGUACGCUGUCACAUGUAGAAAAUGAAUGUAUGCACAGUUCAAGUAAAAGAAUCCUGUUUCUUCUUUCGCCUGCUUUUCAUUCCUUUAAUGGAACAGUGCCUUUUCACAGAAGCUCAUAUCUUUAAAAGAACAUCGACAGCCACAGGAUGAUACCCGACACCUUCUGGAUCAGAAGCGGAUGAUUUCACACUUUGAAACAUUUCAGGAGAGAUUUAUCUGAAGGGCACUGAGAAGUCUGCACCGUACAAACAGACAUUUUCUCUGACACUGACUUCACCUUCAGUUCCAAUCAGUUUUCUCUCUUGAUGAAUGAACCGUGAGACGAUCACAGCGCCUGUUGACGUUUGAACAAAGCUGAUUUAUGUCAGAUUUAUGUGAAAUAUACACUUCAGGUAAUAACUGUAUCCCAGUAAACAAACUGUGUAACAAGAGAACCUAGUAGUCAUCUUUAGGGCUUGUCUUGCUUAGGGCCAAAUGAUGCCUUUAUUAUAAAUUCUUUAUUUAUAUAUAAAUAAAUAAAUGUUUGAAUAUCAAA
This is a messenger RNA of Limanda limanda (common dab), 3835 nucleotides long. RefSeq names its product solute carrier family 16 member 5a (gene slc16a5a). Gene Ontology annotation, biological process: transmembrane transport; monocarboxylic acid transport. Gene Ontology annotation, molecular function: monocarboxylic acid transmembrane transporter activity. NCBI's taxonomy places the organism in Eukaryota, Metazoa, Chordata, Actinopteri, Pleuronectiformes, Pleuronectidae. The transcript has 5 exons. The coding region runs from base 206 to 1780 and encodes 524 amino acids. The record is from RefSeq and is a predicted model, not a curated record.